Molecule: messenger RNA, 1386 nt
Organism: Mytilus trossulus (common blue mussel)
Lineage: Eukaryota; Metazoa; Mollusca; Bivalvia; Mytilida; Mytilidae
Product: tyrosinase-like protein 1
Exons: 4
Coding region: 40-1356 (438 amino acids)
Molecular function (GO): oxidoreductase activity
Source: RefSeq, a predicted model, not a curated record
ACCCCAACUUUAAUUUCAGCAGAUACGUUAGCCGUAACCAUGAAGGCAAUGGUAUAUCUCCAAGUUGCAGUUUCUCUUGCUUUGGCUCUGCAGUCACAUGCCUGGAUGAAUGGAGGCGAUUUUUCAAAGCAAUUUGAAGAAUGCACUGGUGUCUACAAUAAGCCUUCAGACGUAAAUGCUCUCUCCGUCAGAGGUUAUGAAAGACAGUGCACCGACCUUCUAAUCCCACCAUCACACCAACGUAUUGGAAACUUCACUGAUGAUCAGAUGGGUUAUAUCAAAAGCCUGAUCAGGAAGUCUUUUAUGGAAAUGUUAAACAAUAUGGGAAAUAGAGUUAAACGUACUACCAAAUCUGUAUGGAGAGUAAGAGAAGAAAUAAGAUCUCGUAAUGGGGCACCUUUCCAAAGGUACGCUGAAGCAGUGCGUCGUCUCAAAAAGUCCGGUGAAUAUGAUGUGAUAGCACAGAUACACAUAACAGUUGUUCCUACAGCACAUUUUGGACCAAAUUUCCUUCGCUGGCACAGACUUUAUCUGUUUAUCUUGGAGACAGCUUUAGGAUGUCCAAUACCAUACUGGGAUUCAUCUGAAGAUUACGUCAUGAAGAAACCGCAAGACUCUGUUGUCUGGACACCAAAAUACUUCGGCAACGGAUAUGGACCUGUAGUCACAGGCCCUUUUGCUAACUUCCAAACACCAAUUGGUCCCCUAUUCCGAAAGAUCAAUGCAGAUGGCUCACUUAUGGAUCGUGGUGCUGUUAUCAAAUAUGUUCUUUCUAAACGUCGCGUGGUGGAUAUUUCUUCCCCAACAGCAAAACCAAUCUCCAACAUGGAAGGUUACCAUAAUAAUUGGCAUGCCUGGAUAAACGGGCUAAUGGCUAACCUUGCCUAUAGUGCCUACGAUCCAAUUUUUUUUUGUCUUCAUUCAAUGAUUGAUAAUGUCUACGAGAUAUUCCGAAGGCAGCAAGUAAAAGCUGGUAUCGACCCGGCUACAGAUUUUGUCAAGACUGGUCAGAAGGGUCAAUCUCCAGGCGAUUUGUCCCAAAUUAAUGGCUUUAUUAAUCGCUAUGGACAGUCCCACAAAUUAGCCCUCCAAGUCCAAUAUCAACCAUUGUCCCAAUGUCCAGUUUGCCACGAUAGUAAACAUAAAUAUUGUGACAGUUACAGAGGUGUUUGUGUCUCACGUGCAGCAGCACCACAUACUAAUGCCAUGGAAGGCAUACUAAUUGCUGAUCUUAUGGCUAAGAAGUCCGGCUUGGCAGAGGGAGCGUUUGGUGAUGCUUUCCCUAUCUUCUCGGUUGAUCCUCGAACCAGAGGCGAUCCAGUGCAACCGGUCCAGGAGAAAAAAUAUAAAUAUUAAAAGUGCCUUAAUAAAGUUAUAGUUACGCUU